Messenger RNA from Cebus imitator (Panamanian white-faced capuchin), 783 nucleotides. Its product is annotated as 60S ribosomal protein L14-like. The record is from RefSeq and is a predicted model, not a curated record. Gene Ontology annotation, biological process: translation; ribosomal large subunit biogenesis. The transcript is spliced from 2 exons. Lineage: Eukaryota; Metazoa; Chordata; Mammalia; Primates; Cebidae. Gene Ontology annotation, cellular component: ribosome; cytosolic large ribosomal subunit. Gene Ontology annotation, molecular function: structural constituent of ribosome; RNA binding. Bases 199 to 783 code for a protein of 194 amino acids.
UGAAACCCUGUCUCUUUAAAAACUGCAAAAAUUGUCUUCUUGCCUAACACAGUGGUGUUCAGAUGCUUCUUGGAGGUUGGCCAGGUGGCCUACAUCUCCUUUGGACCUCAUGCAGGAAAACUGGUCGUGAUUGUAGAUGUUACUGAUCAGAACAGGACUUUGGAUGAUGGGCCUUGCACUAAAGCGAGGAGACGGGCCAUGGCUUUCAAAUGCAUGCAGCUCACUGAUUUCAUCCUCAAGUUUCCACACAGUGCCCACCAGAAUUAUGUCCAACAAGACCGGCAGAAGGCAGACAUCAGUACAAAAUGGGCAGCCACACGAUGGGCCAAGAAGAUUGAAGCCAGAGAAAGGAAAGCCAACAUGACAGAUUGUGAUCAUUUUAAAGUUAUGAAGGCAAAGAAAAUGAGGAACAGAAUAAUCAAGAAUGAAGUUAAGAAGCUUCAAAAGGCAGCUCUCCUGAAAGCUUCUUCCAAAAAACCACCUGCUGCUAAUGGUACUGCUGCCGCAGCUGCUGCUAGAGUUCCAGCAAAAAAGAUGACUGCUGCGGGCAAGAAGGCUCCAGCCCAGAAAGCUCCUGCCCGGAAAGCCGCAGGCCAGAAGGCAGCGCCUGCUCCUGAAGCUCAGAAGGGUCAAAAAGCUAGACCCCGGCCAGACGUGGGGACCACAGAAAGCCAGGGACAGGGAACAGAGCUCUGGGCUGGGCCUGAGUGGACCAACAAGGAGGAUGAGGAGGAUGGGGACCUCCGGCCCCGGGCCCACAUGGGACUUGUCUCCAGGCCCUGA